Molecule: messenger RNA, 1950 nt
Organism: Agelaius phoeniceus (red-winged blackbird)
Lineage: Eukaryota; Metazoa; Chordata; Aves; Passeriformes; Icteridae
Gene: RCOR3
Product: REST corepressor 3
Biological process (GO): regulation of transcription by RNA polymerase II; negative regulation of DNA-templated transcription
Cellular component (GO): histone deacetylase complex; transcription regulator complex
Molecular function (GO): transcription corepressor activity
Source: RefSeq, a predicted model, not a curated record
AUGCCGGGCGCGAUGGAGAAGGGCGCGGAGCUCUUGGGGGGAAAGAGCCGGACAGCCCCCAACGGCGCCAAGAGCAGCAGCCCCUCCAACGGGCACUACUCGGAGCCGGAGAGCGGCGGCGGCGACAGUGGCGACGAGCACGAUGUAGGAAUGAGGGUCGGAGCGGAAUACCAGGCGCGCAUUCCUGACUUCGAGCCCGGUGCCACAAAAUACACUGAUAAAGAUAAUGGAGGGAUGCUUGUAUGGUCUCCAUAUCAUAAUAUUCCUGAUGCCAAGUUGGAUGAAUAUAUAGCAAUAGCAAAGGAAAAACAUGGAUACAAUGUGGAACAGGCUCUCGGCAUGUUGUUCUGGCAUAAACACAACAUUGAGAAGUCCCUUGCUGAUCUCCCUAACUUCACUCCUUUCCCUGAUGAAUGGACAGUUGAAGAUAAAGUCCUAUUUGAACAAGCAUUUAGCUUCCAUGGAAAGAGCUUUCACAGGAUCCAGCAAAUGCUCCCAGACAAGACCAUUGCAAGCCUUGUAAAAUAUUACUAUUCUUGGAAAAAAACUCGCUCUAGAACAAGUUUGAUGGAUCGUCAGGCUCGUAAACUAGCUAAUAGAAAUAAUCAAGGUGACAGUGAUGAUGAUGUCGAAGAAUCUCAUCCAAUGGAUGGAAAUGAUAGUGAUUAUGAUCCCAAAAAAGAAGCCAAAAAGGAGGUAACAGAUAACUUAAUGGGCAAUAAUGAGCAGCCUGUUCAGACCAGCAAAAUAGGUCUGGGUAGAAGAGAGUAUCAGAGCUUGCAGCAUCGCCACCAUUCCCAGCGUUCCAAAUGCCGGCCACCCAAAGGCAUGUACCUGACCCAGGAAGAUGUGAUAGCUGUUUCCUGUAGUCCCAAUGCAGCCAACACAAUUCUUAGACAGCUGGAUAUGGAACUAAUCUCAUUAAAGCGACAGGUUCAAAAUGCUAAGCAAGUAAACAGUGCACUUAAACAGAAAAUGGAAGGCGGGAUUGAAGAAUUCAAACCUCCUGAGUCUAAUCAGAAAAUCAAUGCCCGUUGGACCACAGAAGAGCAGCUUCUUGCAGUACAAGGUGUCCGAAAAUAUGGUAAAGAUUUUCAAGCUAUUGCAGAUGUAAUUGGCAACAAGACUGUUGGCCAAGUGAAGAACUUCUUUGUAAACUACAGGCGUCGGUUUAACUUAGAGGAGGUAUUGCAGGAAUGGGAAGCGGAACAAGGAACCCUGGCUUCUAAUGGUGAUGCUUCUGCUUUAGGGGAGGACACAAAAAAUACUUCUAAUGUGCCAUCAGGAAAGAGCACUGAUGAAGAAGAUGAGGCACAAAGCACUCCGGCCACUCAGUGUUUAGGCCCUUCACCUCCGGCACACGCCUCUGCUCCGGCCCCUGCCGCUCCCGUGGCAGCCCUAAACCAGCCGCCCCCGUUACUGCGCCCGGCGCUCCCCGCCGCUCCCGCUCUGCACCGCCAGCCGCCGCCGCUGCAGCAGCAGGCGCGCUUCAUCCAGCCGCGGCCCGCGCUGAACCAGCCGCCGCCGCCGCUCAUCCGGCCCGCUAGCUCCGUGCCCCCCCGCCUCAACCCCCGGCCCGUGCUGGGCGCCGGCAGCGGCCAGCAGCCGCCCUCGCUCAUCGGCAUCCACACAGAACCUCAGUCCACUCUGCACUGAAGAAAUACCAGCGCCAUUAUGCUGACUCCCACCUUUGAAAAAUUGGAUCCAUGUACUUUUUUGUCCCUAUCGUUAUUUGGAAAAAAAGAGCGAGCCUUCACAGGUAUCAGACCAGUUUUCCAGAGGAGCGAGCUAAGAACUAGACACGGAACGACGUCAAUGACCACCUGUAUAAAAAUAUUUUUAUGCCGAAGACUUGUACAGCAGAACAAUGCCUACACUGCAGCCCUCCUCUGUAUGAAUAACUGUUGAAGGAAGCUAACUUCUUAAAUGAAUAAAUGUUCAACACACCAA